Messenger RNA from Corylus avellana, 3648 nucleotides. Its product is annotated as U-box domain-containing protein 44. NCBI's taxonomy places the organism in Eukaryota, Viridiplantae, Streptophyta, Magnoliopsida, Fagales, Betulaceae. The record is from RefSeq and is a predicted model, not a curated record. Gene Ontology annotation, molecular function: protein binding; ubiquitin-protein transferase activity. Gene Ontology annotation, biological process: protein ubiquitination.
AAUGAACUACGUUUAGUCUUCCCUCAAAGUCAAUACUCUGACUCUUCCUUCCCACGAAGCUCCAAGCCUCCAACGCGGUGCUUCGCAGAGAUAAUGCACAGACCCCAAAGACUCCAUCUAAAUUGGGAAAAUUGCACAAGAGUCAACCAACUCUAGCAUGCCACUCUCGCCGUGAAAUGACGUCGCCACAACCGGCGCAUCCAUCGUCGACGUCGGCGGCAAUAGAAUCCAUCAAGCGCUCGCUCUCCGAGCUCUGCGUCUCCGCCGACGAGCACCGUUUCUCGUUCGAGAACCCUCGCCGGUUCUCGGCCUUCGCGAACCGACUCCAGGUCCUCCUCAUCCAUCAGCUCCUCCGCUCGGUCCAGUCGUCGGACUCCCUCCCCGCCGCUGCAACCACCGCGCUCAAGGGCGUCGCCGCAGACCUCAGCGCCGCCGCAGAGACGACGUUGCUCUACGCCAAGCGCAGCAAGAUCUUCGUCCUCGUCCACUGCCAGUCCCUCCGCGAAUCCCUCCAGAAGCACACGCUCGCCAUCGCCGCGUGGCUCGCCCUCCUCGACUCCGCGCUCGCCGACCUCCCUGAUCUCCGCAAGAAAAUUGCCGAUCUCUCCCGAGACAUGAAGCAAGCUCAAUUCAUCGUAACAGAGAACGAGGAGCGAGUGCAAUGCACGCUACAGAAGGAGGGGCAAGGGAGACGAACGAGCAAAGCAGUACAGAGCGCGAUAAUCAUGGACUUAGCGCGAGCUCUCGGGAUCGACUCUGAUAACUUCUCCGAGAUAUCGGUGCAGGUCAAGCUCUUCAAGGCGGAUCUGACUCAGUCCAGUUCCGUGUCGGAGAGGCGGAUUCUGGCCUCUCUCGAGACGAUUCUCAGCAACCUCGCGGUCCAGCCCGAUAUCGUGACGCAGAAGCUGGAUUUGGAUUUCGAAGAACACGACUCGGUAUCGGUGCCGCAGAUAUCGUUGCCGUUCAAGAAUUUUCUGUGUCCGUUGACGAAGGAGGUCAUGAAGGAGCCGGUGGUGCUGGAGUCGUCUCAGAACUACGAGCGCUCCGCGAUCAAGUACUGGUUCGAGCGCUGCAUAGAGGACGGUCGUGACCCGAGCUGCCCAGUCACCGGGCAGGUGCUGGAGUCGCUGGAGUUGAAGCCGAAUAUCGGGCUGGCCGGCGCGAUCGAGGAAUGGGUGAACCGGAAUAUCGAGGUACAGGUUAACUCGGCGGCGCAGAGGCUUGGGGAGGAGUCAAUUUCGGUGGAUAAUCAUGAUGGCCUUGAGAAGGUGCUGGAUAGUGUGUACAAGAUUUCGGAGGAGUACCCCAGUAGUAGGUACAAAGUGAGGAAUGCUGGGAUUGUUGAGCUUGUUAUGAACUUGCUUAAGAAUAGUUCCAAGAGUAUUGGGACACAUUUGAGGAGCAAGGCGCUUAUGAUUUUGCUUACAAUGGCCAAGGAUGAAGAAAGCAAGAAAAUAAUGCUUGAAGAUGGUAUCACUAGAUUGGCCAUACAUAGUCUUAUUGGGAGCUCAGAGAAAGAGAGAGAGUAUGCUGUCAAGUUAUUACUUGAAUUCUCUAGGGAUGAAGCUUGUUGCAUAAAAAUUGCAUCAGAAAAAGGUGCUUUAGUUCUUCUCUCAAGCAUGGUAGGAAAUCCGGAGCAUCCUGCUUUAUCCAAUCUAGCCGAGGAGGUCUUGAAGCAGAUGGAGAGGGUGGAGGAUAAUAUUCAGCCUUUAGCAGUAGCUGGGAGAUUUGAACCCUUACUUAGUCGGCUUUGUGAAGGUUCUGAUGAUGUAAAAAUAGAGAUGGCAUCUAUUUUGGGUAGGAUGACCCUGACAAAUACCAGCAAAGAACAAAUUGCAAGGCAAAGUGCUCGAAUACUAGUUGAAUUGCUAUCUAAUCCAGAUGGAAGGGCGCCAAGCUUGCAAGCAUUGUGUAACUUGUCAGGGUUUGAUGACAAUGCUACUAUCCUUGUUGACUGUGCUGGGCUUCCAGCUCUUACAGAUAUUCUGUUUGCAAAUCAGGAUACUUCACCUGACUUGAAGGAAUUGGCUGCAUCAACAAUUGCCAACAUUGUUUCAAAUCCAGGGCACUGGGAGUUGGCAUCUGUUAACAAGGAAGGACAUUUAAUGCAGUCAGAAUCAUUUAUAUUUAGUCUUUUGAGGCUUCUAUCUGGUGUAUCCCUUCAAUGCCAAGUGUCUAUUCUCCGUAUCCUAUAUGGAAUUGCAUCAUCUCCCCAGGCAUCAGAGUUGGUAACUUCUAAUAUAAAAUCUGGUGAAGGCAUCAAAACCAUUACAUCAUUUAUUGAACACCCAGAAGUUGAACACAGAAUUUAUGCUUUCAAGCUUACAAGAGUACUCUCAGAAAGGUUUGGCCAAGAUCUAGCAAGUGAGCUAAGACCUAACAAGCUUCCCCUGUUCAAAGACAAACUCUUAGACAACCAAUCUACAGAAGGUGAGCGAUCUGAUGCUGCAUGUAUACUUGCUAACCUUUCCCUAUCAUCAGAAGAAGUGAAAACACUACUAGGAGCUAGUUUUGUAAGAUGGACUGUUACUACUCUCAAGACCCAAAGGCGCAGUUCCAAUGGGAGGGUUUCUCGACCUGUAUUAAGGAUGGUGGAGGGGCUUCUUGGACUUCUACUUCACUUCACAAGGAGUCUUGAUUUGCAAACUCUUAGUAUUGUCAGAGAGCAUCGCCUUAUGACCAUUUUCUGUGAGCAGCUUCAGUUUCCUUCAAAACCAAGAGUGAAACAACUAGCUGCCCUUGGAUUGAAGAACUUAUCGGAGUGUGGAAGGUCACUUGCUGCUGCGGACUCAGAACCAACUCCUCCCAAUGGAUUCUGCUCUCCUUUAGUAUUCAUGUGUGGGAGGGCUUCUAAUAAAGCUUCUGGAUGUCCUAUACAUAAUGCUGCAUGUGAAGAAGAUAGUCAGUUGUGCUUGCACAAGAGCAACUGUAUCAAAUCCCUGGUUGAUCUUCUUGCAGAUGAGGACACUGGUGUUCAGAUUGCUGCAGUGGAGGCCCUUUCCACCCUUGUUUUAGAUACCUCUAGCAGUUUCAAGAGAGCAGUUGAUGAGCUUGAACAGCAGGGUGCAAUCGAUGCCCUGAUCACUCUUUUCACCGAAGUUAGACCCGGAGAGCUUCAAGAGAAAACAAUUUGGAUGAUAGAGAGGAUAUUGAGAGUGGAAAACCAGAAUCAGCAGCUGGGGCUCAACCAGUCUUUGGUUAGGGCAUUGGUGGAAGCCUUGAAACAUGGGAAUGCCAACACAAAGAGGCAUGCUCAGGAUGCCCUAACCAACCUAAAGCAGAUAUCAGGUGUUAGUGGAAAGGCCUCUAGUCAAGCUCGGUCAUGGAGGUAGCUUCCGGUGACAAACCGUGGUUAUACACUUGCACGGUGUCGAUGUUGUAUAAUUAAACGAUAAUCUCACCCUGUAUAGUUAGUCAAAACUGGCCCAAUUGUAUUCUUUGUUGUAAGGAAUUACUGUAUGAUGUUUUUUAAGGUAUCAGCCAAGUUGUUAUAGGUUAAAUCCGUUCCUCUCUUUCGGGAAUUCUUAAUAAUCUGAGAUUGGAAAUAAUGGUCUGGGAUGGGAUGGACUCAAACUGUUAGGAUUUACUACAGGUUUGCUUCAUAAUGUAACACGUUUUGUUAUUUGUUAAAUCUGCUCAAUUGCAUUC